AUGCAAUCGAAUGAUCUCCUACGUUCAUCAACAUCUCCAUUUGUACGUUCACCUCAUUUACUUAGUAAUGAUUUACAAUCACAAUUAAAUAUGCUUUAUGCUCUAACACAACAACAAAUAUCAUCAUCAUCAUCAUCUGAUUUAACAUUAGAAUCACAAAUAAAACGUAUAAAAAAAACAAUACCAAUGCCAAAUGAACCUCCUUCUCAAGUACCAUUAAUAUCUGCAACGGAUUCCCGUACAAGUUCAGCAAGUGAUCGUGAAAUUGUUAAAGUUGUUACAACAGCUGGACCACAAUGUAUUGAUAAAGAAUUUUUAACACAAUUAUUAUUACGAAAAGAUGUUAUACCAGCACGAAAACGUCGUGAUUUUAUUCCAAAUGAAAUGAAAGAUGAUCAUUAUUGGGAAAGACGACGUAAAAAUAAUUUAGCUGCUAAACGUUCACGUGAAAAACGGCGUCUCAAUGAUAUUGUCUUAGAAACCAAAGUUGUUGAAUUAACAAAUGAAAAUGAGGCAUUAAAAGCUAAACUUAAUUUAAUGUUAUCACGUUUAAAUAUGAAAGAAAUAGAAAUGGAAAGUUUAUUUGAAGAAGAACAACGUCUUGGUCAUAUAUGUCUUAAACCGGCAACAUCAGCAUCAACAAUUCUUACUCAACGUUCUCUUAUAAGUGAUGACGAUGAUCAUUCAUCACGAUCAACAAGACCGAAAAAUUAUUCAUCAUCUGAAACACAUGAUGAUGAUGAAGAAGUUGAAUCAACAACAUUUGAUGAUAAUUCUUCAAAUACACGUGUACAAUAUCCAUUGCUUUAUAAUCAAUUACUUGGAAAUAAUAAUAAUAAUACUACUACUACUAAUAAUAAUGGUGCAGUUGAUUUAAGUCGUACUGAAGUUAAAACAGGAAAUUUAUUAACAACAGUUCCAAAUAAAAGUCCAUCACCAUUAACACCAUCACCAUCACCACCAAAUGAAUCAUUAUUACAAAUUCUUGCCAAUCAAAUUCUUAAAACAAAACAACAAGAUACAGUAACAUCAUCACGUUUAUUAACAAUAGCUUCACCAACGGAAUCAAAACCAAUAAUAUCAUCAUUAAAAAGAAAUUUUGAUCAAUUACAACCAGAUGAUCAACAACAACAAAAAUGGGAUGAAGCAGCAAUGACAUUACUUUCAUUAAAUAAACCACCACCACCUCCACCAUCACCUGUUGAACAACAAACAGCACUUCAAUCUGUUUGUCAAUCAGUUAUUAAUGGUUUAUUACGUAAAUCAAACCCUCCACGAGCUACAAUUGAUUAUCAUAGUAAUAAUCAACAACACAUACAAGGUGAAAAUUUUCAUCAUCAAGAUAAUAUUAAUUCAUUAAGUCAAUUAAAAACAUUAAUGAAUUAUUUUUCUACAUCAUCAAACAAUUCUUUUUCAAUGCCACCAUUACAACAAUCAUCAAAUUGUAUUGGAGAACAACAUAAUACAGUUACAACUCAUACACAAUCACAUGAACCUCGAGGUGAUAUGAUGCCUUUAAAAUUACGUAUGAAAAUGUUGAAUGCUAAAAGUUAA
Molecule: messenger RNA, 1554 nt
Organism: Rotaria sp. Silwood2
Lineage: Eukaryota; Metazoa; Rotifera; Eurotatoria; Philodinida; Philodinidae
Source: the annotation of a GenBank genome assembly